AUGGGCACGCCGCAUCAAGGCUCCGAACUGGUGCCUUGGGCAUUGACGGUGGCCAAUAUUGUCAACGUUGCCUUUGUCGGCCAGGCGCUGCGAACCGAUUUGAUCGACAGUCUCAAGAUCGGCUCGGAAAUCCUUGCCAACAUCUCGAGCGCGUUUGUAGCCCGCUCGGCCGCGCUGAAAAUCAUGUCCUUUAUCGAAAUGGAGAUAGAGCGGCCGCUCACCACCCUGCCCGUCCCCGAGGACGAACAGCCGAUUAUGGUUUUCGUCCGCGUCAGCGGCCUUACGCGGAAGUUAUCAGCACAUACCAAAGGUUCCAGGCAGUUCUCCACGGACUUGCAGCUCCGCGCGGACACACUAGUUGAGGGACUUGCUGCCGUUAUUCAAGAAUCGGAAUCAGGCGAGCAGUACGCCCUGACCUCUAGCUGGGUUGAUAUCGUGACAGCCGAGGCUAGGGUCACAUCCGGGCACGCUAGCUAUGACCCCAUCUUUGGCUACAAGAUCAACCGCGAUCAAACCAUAGCCUCGUUUUUCAGUAAAGCCUUCCCGAACCCGGUCGAGGUGCAUCUCCGGAAGAACGCCAUGGCCCGAGGCUCGCAAGAGGUUCCGUCGUACGCCGUUACCUUUGGGCAGCGCGGUGUGCACGAUGGCCAGGUUUCUCUCUUGAGGACGCCGAGGGUGCCAGAAGACGGACUGCAUUAUGAUAUACCGCAGGGUCUCGGGACUCUGCCUAUUUAUGACGUGAGGUCCUUUAGCGGUGAUUUGCCUGUUUCUAUGGUCGCCAAGGGCGGGGUUUUUGUAGCGAUGCACGAUGUGGAGGCCAUGUGCUUUGCGUUCGACACCAUGCCUAGCGCCAACUACGCCGUCCGACCGUACCUCGGUGGCAUCAAUGCUAUAUCAGGCGCUUCCAUGUUUGAUAGCGGGCACAAAGGGAAGGCGGGGCCGGAUGACUGGAAGCAAGAUUAUGUUGUUAUCCCGGAACAAGAGCAGCUUCAUGGACUCGCCGUGGUGCCCGGUCUAAUGAAGCAGUUUGUUGCCACCGCAUCCUCUGUUCAACCCCCAAGCGACGAGGGCAUAACGGACCAAGGAAAUUACGGCCCGCCUGAUCCCCGCUAUCCAUUCCCGACCUGCCACCACCAAACCUAG
Messenger RNA from Parascedosporium putredinis, 1143 nucleotides. The record is from the annotation of a GenBank genome assembly. NCBI's taxonomy places the organism in Eukaryota, Fungi, Ascomycota, Sordariomycetes, Microascales, Microascaceae.